Molecule: messenger RNA, 1247 nt
Organism: Pipra filicauda (Wire-tailed manakin)
Lineage: Eukaryota; Metazoa; Chordata; Aves; Passeriformes; Pipridae
Gene: CD83
Product: CD83 molecule
Exons: 5
Coding region: 1-654 (217 amino acids)
Source: RefSeq, a predicted model, not a curated record
AUGUCUCUGGUAGUCUACACUCUUCUCAUCAUCCUGUGCAAUGUUUGGUGCUUGAUCCAUGGGACUUCUGUGGCGGCCCCAGACGUUGCUGUAAGGUGUGCUGAAGAAGCACUCCUGCCCUGUAAGGUUCUUCAGGACACCUCAAUCGCCUACCAGACAGCAUCUUGGUAUAAAAUGGCUGGAGACGGCAAAGGAAUAGCAUGGGAAGUCCUUGAUGUGGAAUCUCGUUAUCCAAAAGAACUUGGGGGGUCCUUGGAGCUCUCCAACGACACCUUCUUUUCACUGAGGAUCAAAAAUGUUACCAGCCAAAACAGCGGGAUAUAUAAAUGCACUUUGGGGGAACAGAAUGGGGAACAGAGUCUAAGCAGCACAGUCACAUUAAAAGUAACAGGUUGCCCUGGAAUAGAAAAAGAAAAAUUUAAAAAGUACAAGGGUGAGCUCUUCAUGCUGACUUGCCUGGGGAUUUUUUACUUGCUGCUCAUCUUCUUUACCUGUACAUGUCUAAGAAAAGAGAGUAUGUCUCCCAGUUACCAAAAAAACAGACCAGAUAUGAAACACAUGCUCACCCUCAUCAAUGUACAUGAAAUGACAACUUUCCAGGAUUUAAACAGCAACAGCACUUGCAAAAAUGAGCUUACUUCAAGUUCUGUCUAAGUUGACGUUGAUGACAGUGUGGUCUUAUCAAUAAAUGCAAGCUGGAUGGCUGAGUGGUAUGGAGAGGAAAUGAAUGAUAAUAUAUGGUCUCUUCAGAACAGCCUGAAAGUACAGGUAACUUGUCAGUGAUCUGUUUGUGCUGGACAAGCCUUCGAAAAGCACUGUUAUGCACUACAGUAACUUUUGAGAAUUAGUCAGCUAAGAAAUACCAUUACAGCUACACAACGUGUUACAAUGCUGUUAUGAAGUUGGUACCAACUUUAUUUCACUCUGCUGUGAAGCCCUCUUUUUCUGAGCAAGAACACACUUAUAAUAUGAAGACCAAGUUAUAGGGAGGCCAUGGCAGUGCAAAGCUGGGGGAUUAAGCUCUUCACUGAACUGAUAGCUCUCACCUUUCCAAAGCAAACACAACAGGUGCUGCGGUAUGAAAAGCUACGUGUGUGGGGCUGUCUCCGUUCUGAGCCUGAUUCUGGGUGGAGUUCUUUUACUGCAACUGAGAUGUAACUUAUCAUGUGAUGUUUAAGUAAGCUGAAGUGGUAACUUGUCCUGGAUGGACUUGUCCUGGAUGGAUCAAAGCAACAUCCACUUUUAAA